GAGACCCGACCGAUCGCAAAACGUUUUAUUUUGACUGCAACGGUCCACGUCGUCAACGUGCUCGACCGGAUCGCUAGCGUCAGUCAGUCCACCGACAGCCGUCUUCACGUCCGCAACGGAACACCCGGAGAACGCUGCGCAGACCGUUAACCCCGAACAUACACGUACACGCACACACGAUGAAGACAGCCACGGUGUUGUGCGCGACAGCUGUCGUGUUGAUGCAAGCGUUGUGCAUCACGGCGGCCGGUGGCGAACGUCAACAGCAGUUGCCGCUGUUCUUCCAGGCGGGACGGCCGUUCAACGCGCCAGGUGCGCCGUUGCCCAAGUUCGUGGGCAUCGCCGGCAACCAGCAGCCGCAAGCAUUCCGUACACUGCCGCCUCAGGUAGACGAGGAACAGGAGGACGAGGAACAACAACGUAACGACGAGGAACCGCACCAGCGCAACGUGAUCGCUCCCACGCCGUUGCCUUUCAGGCCGCAGCCGACACAACAGUUCAACCAAUUCCACGCAUCUCCAUCGCCAUCCCCGCAGACCUUGCAACCAAUUCGUAUCAACAGACCCACAGAUACUCCGAUCAGAAGACCACCUCCUCCGCCAUCGUCUCAGUUCAAACCGCUGUCCAGUCAGCCGUUGUCAGAAGAAGCUCAAGAAUUAGAAGAAGAAAAAGAAGAACCCGACCGUCUUACGCAACUGUUGCCCCAGUCCAAAUUUACUUGCGGCGGCAAAAAAACCGGUUAUUACGCUGACGAAGGUCUGGACUGCGAAGUGUUCCAUUACUGCCAAGACAGCGCCAGACACUCUUGGAUAUGUCCAGAAGGUUUUGUUUUCCACCAGGUGCACCUGAUCUGCAUGCCGCCCAGCAGCGAGAACAUUUGCAAGCAGUCCACGCAGUACCACUUCGUGAACGACUUCCUGUACCGGCCGGUGAACACGGAGGAGGCGAACAGCAGACCGAACGUGACGCUGCGCUACGGCGACCGGUACUACCCGGGCAGCAGCUUCGAGGCCGGCGAGGAGUACGACCGCGAGGAGGAGGAACCGACGCAGCUGAGGCAGCAACAGCAGCAGCAGCACCAGCAGCAGCAACAGUUCCGGCAGCAACCGGUGCUUAGGCAACGGGCCCAGCCGCAGCCGCAGCCCACGCACCAGCACGUGCUGUCCACGCCCCGGCCGGUAGUGUUGCAGCAACACCAGCAACAGCAACAACAGCAGCAGCAGCAGCAGCAGCCUCAGUUCGGCAGGCAACAGUCGCCCAACCAGGUGUUCCACUCGUCCGAAGAGAUCAACAUACCGCUGCAGCAGAGGAGACCGGUCGCGCCGCAGCCGCAGAGGCCUAGCUUCCUGCAGCAGCAGCAGCAGCAGCAGCAGCAGCAAAACGAGUUCGAUUUCAGGAGGAAGUAGGGCACCGACGAAGGUGUCUUCCCGGACCGGCGGCGCGCGCCGUACGUGGAACACGAUGACUUCCGCGGUUCCGUGCGCACGGCGAACCGGAACGGGACGGUUUAGUGCACGUUAAGGAACAAUAUUUAUAACCCCCCCCCACCCGAUGUAUCCUCUCUCACUCACUCUUUCUCACCCUCUCUCAUUCUCUCUUUCGCUCCAUCUUCAUCUUUCCAUGAUGCUUUACGGCACAACACCGUGGAGACAUCGUCGAUCUGUAUUGUUAUUAUAAUUAUUAUGUACAUACGACGUUUUAUAUUAUUAUUUUAUUUUUACGUAUUUAAAACGAAAGUCCGAAAACGUAACCGACACUGUUUUCGGAGAGCGAUGGGCAUGUGGGCAUGGAUAUGGCAAGGUCUGGGAAAAAAACUAACUGAACUGCACCCGAACGUUUUUCAGUGACGGUUAAUGUUUAAAUACACGUCCUUAAACAUAAAGAGUACCUUUGAUUACCGUUCGAAUCGACAACAGGUGUUUUAAAGAAGGAACGCUGUCCAUCAACCCGUCAUCCGCGAAAAAAUGUUUCGAAACAAUCCAUCUUUAAAAAUAAUUACUCUCCACCACACACCGUUGCAACCGUCGUGUUUUGUGUGCCAGUCCACAUCGCGUCACUCUGCCGACGAUUACACACUUGAUAUAUUUUUCAAACUAUGUCAUCUUGCGUUUUGUAAUAUCGCGUAGUGUUCCGUUAAACCCAUUAUUUAAAAAUCAUCGUUGUGCAAACCGCAAGCAAAAUAUAUUUAUAACACGAAUCGCUCGCGGCAACGCGUACGUAUUAAUUGCAAGUCAUCGUAAGAAUUAUACGUUUACGACAACCGUUUUUUCUCCCCCUUUGAUCGACAUAAUUUUUAAAUUUCAAAAAUUGUAAUACAAAUCAUACUUUCAUACUUGCACUACACAUGCCAUUGUUCGAAAACCAUUAUGUAUAUUUAAUUUACUGUUUAUUUAUAAUAUUCUCCAUUAUAUUCGUAGUUUACGAAAAAAAAAAAAUAUCG
This is a messenger RNA of Sipha flava (yellow sugarcane aphid), 2440 nucleotides long. RefSeq names its product nuclear transcription factor Y subunit beta-like. Bases 180 to 1406 code for a protein of 408 amino acids. Gene Ontology annotation, cellular component: extracellular region. Gene Ontology annotation, molecular function: chitin binding. Lineage: Eukaryota; Metazoa; Arthropoda; Insecta; Hemiptera; Aphididae. The transcript is spliced from 5 exons. The record is from RefSeq and is a predicted model, not a curated record.